CGGUAUUCGGGUAACCAUGGGUACGAAUCCUAAACUAUGAACUUAUACACAUAUAUGCACAUACAUACUGUUGUCCAUUAAAAAUUCUCAAUACUUGUAACUGUUCUAGCUUCAACAAUCCACACAAAUAAAAAUAGCUAACACAUAAUAAUUGUUCUUGCUUCUACAAUCCACACAAACAUAAUAAUCGUCUACAUCUUCAUCAUCAAUAAUGGUAGCUAAACUCAAUUUCUCAAGCUAAUCUAAAUUUCUCAAGGGAAAUUGACCCUUUGGUUAACGGGGCGGGUAUAACGGGCGGGUAUUAUCGAUUACCAUACCCGUACCCAAUGUAGUCAAAAGCGAGUUUCUACAUAGAAACGUUUUGGUGAUCUAGAAGCGUAAAAUCGUAAGUUUUUAAGUUUUAAAGCGGAGUUUUUAACUACGUAAGAUUUUGUGUAGAAGCGUUUUAGUGACCUAGAAGCGUAAAAUCGCAAGUUUUUAAGUUUUAAAGCGUGAUUUUGACUACAUUGCCCGUACCCUAUCUUUUAUUUUGAAACCGGGUAUUACCCGUACCCACCCUUAACCCGUCAAAACGGGUAAUUACCCUCGUUUAUCGGUUACGGUCGGGUAGGGUACACAUGCUUACGAGUCGGAUUGACAUCCCUAGUGUCAACUUGUCACCAAUAACAUUGUCCCACGUACGAGUUCCGCCACAUCAUCAGAAAACGAGAAGAAAGGCCAUCUGGCUUUCGGUCCCACCGAUUUUUCAUUUUUUGUGUCUUCCUGCUUUCUUAAUUCUUACCUCGCUCCUCAUUCCAUUCCAUUAGAUUCCUCAUUCCUUUUAUUCUCCUCCCGCGAACCUCGCAGCUACGACGUCAACCCGAAAAGGCCUGCCGUUUGAUCGCAAAACCAGCUGCCUUUCCCUAUCAAUUCCCAUUUUUUCAACCGGCGCUGGCUUCCUAUUUGACCCUUCUGCUUCAAAAUUCCACCUCUAAUUCGCCGGCCGUGAUCCGGCUUCCUCGAAAUCCUCCACCCACCGUCGAACUGUUUCUCUCCUCCUUCACGCUUCCGUAUAUCUCUCCUGCAGCGACGGUCUUGCCGUUACUACGUGCAUAUGGAUCGGAGGAGGGCCGGGAGUCCGGUGUACGGGCGGCAGUGGAGUGGAGGAUCGAGCAGCACGGGUUCUUCCUCUCCGGCGAUGUCGCCAGCGCAUCCGAGCUCUAGGCUGGGAGCUGGCAUGUCUACCAUCAAGCGCACACAGAACGUAGCCGCCAAGGCAGCUGCUCAGCGGCUAGCUCAAGUCAUGGCAUCGCAGACUGCCGAUGAUGACGAGGAUGAAGACGAUCUAGGGUUUCGGUUCAGUAAUCAGACAUCUGCGCCUCCGUCGAGCUUCAGCAACAGUUUCAAUCAGAACGGAAAGAGUAGUGCUACUCCAGCCAUUUCUUUUACUAGAGGGAACAGAUCUCCGUCCCCUGCGUUAGGUAGAAACUUUGUAGAGCAAGUUACUCAGCCUCGAUCCUCAUCAACAGGGCGAUCAACAAUGUCUGUUCGAACUUCAUUGAUGCCGUCUAGUAAGUCAACUUUAAGGACUUCCGUAGCAAUACCGCCCAUUGAGCCUCCAGCCAUCAAGACCCGGGAUAAAAGGUUUAGUGCUGAUGUGGGGCAGCUUAAGAAAGACAAUGGAGAUCAGCGUGAAGCAUCUGCACUUCGUGAUGAACUUGAUAUGCUACAAGAAGAGAAUGAGGGCAUACUUGACAAGCUUCGGCAUGCAGAAGAAAGACGCGAGGAAGCAGAGGCUCGUGCAAGAGAACUUGAGAAACAGGUAGCUGCGCUUGGAGAAGGUGUUUCCCUUGAAGCUAAACUCUUGAGCAGGAAAGAAGCAGCAUUGCGUCAAAGAGAGGCCGCUUUAAAGGCAGCAAAGCAGACAAAAGAUGGGAGAGAUGAGGAAAUUGCAUCUCUUCGCUCAGAGCUUGAGAAUAUAAAGGAUGAGACAGUAACAGCUGUGGAGCAGCUACAGGAAGCAGAAUCUGAAGCCAAAGCACUACGCACGAUGACACAGAGAAUGAUUUUGACUCAAGAAGAGAUGGAGGAAGUAGUUUUGAAGAGAUGUUGGCUUGCUCGAUACUGGGGUCUAGCCGUUCAACAUGGAAUUUGUGCCGAUAUAGCAGUGUCAAAGCAUGAACAUUGGUCUGCUUUUGCUCCCCUUCCGUUUGAGGUUGUCAUUUCUGCUGGACAGAAGGCCAAGGAAGAAGCUCAGGACAAAGUUGGCAAUAGCUCAGAUCGGAGUAAGUCUGCUCGUGAUUUGAGCGAUUUAACAGGAGAAGGAAAUAUCGAGAGUAUGCUUUCAGUUGAAAUGGGACUGAGGGAAUUGGCUUCUUUGAAGGUGGAGGAUGCUGUUGUGCUUGCAUUGGCCCAGCACAGGCGUGCAAAUUUGAGAACUCUUGGUGAUCCCAAGUAUUCUGAAGCCAUUGAGUUGAGUGAAGCUGAGGCAGAAGAUGUUCUUUUCAAAGAGUCAUGGCUAACAUAUUUCUGGAGAAGAGCCAAAGCGCAUGGCGUGGAAGAGGAUAUAGCAGAAGAACGUCUUCAAGUCUGGAUCAGUCGUAGUGGGAAGUCACCCACUUCACAUGAUGCUGUCGAUGUUGAGCGAGGAUUGGUUGAGCUAAGGAAGUUGAGCAUAGAGCAACAACUUUGGGAAGCAUCACGGAAAGAAAUCGACCAGCCCUCACUAGCCAAUCAUAAAUCUUCGGCAGACUCGGACCUCUCAUCGUGAUACAACUUUUUGGAGACCUUUUCUUUCUGUUGCGGUGAUUAUACGCCUCCCUGCGGCCUUUUUCUUGUUCGUUCUUCUGUAAGUUGCUUGUAUCGUUAUCUUUCUUUGUGUUGGGCACCCAUUUGUAAUUCUUCUUCCAUUCUCUUCCUGUUUUGGUUCUUUCCCCUACAUUACAUGCAAUUGGUUUCCGGUGGUAACACCUAUCCUCUCAUGAACACUUUCCACAUUGCCAAAGUCCUAUCUCAAGGGACAGUGGGAUAAUAAUCGAAUGGCUGCAUAUAUUUGUUAGAUUGCCUAUCGAUAAACUCGAUGAUGCAAAUAUAGUUGGAGUGUAACAUUAUUUUCUUAUGGAGCAGUUCACUUGAAAUCAUAGCAUCUUGGAAAGUUGUUUGUUUUCCAUUGUUUAUGAGUGUUUAUGAGCGUCCACCAAUCUCGGACCGGAAUACUCUCGGAAGGUGAACAUCAAUCCAGAUGGAUCCCACCCACUGCGGGUCGGGUGAAAUCAAUACGGAUGCGGCAAUUUUCCGUGAUGGAGGGAUUGGUUUGGGCAUGGUAGCAAGAGGCGCAAACGGCCAGCUCUUGAUGGCUGCGAAUAAGAGGCUUCGUGGAAGUUGGGAUGUGGAAGAAGCGCUUUUGUAGCAGAAUUUGGCGUGCAGCUCGCGAAACAACACAACCUUAUGAACCCCGUCUUGGAGACUGAUAGCCUUAGGCUCGUCAGUAAGAUUGAUGAUGCAGAGCAGAUUGAGUCAGAAAUUAGAGUUGUGUUGAAGUAUCCGACGAUAUCUUGAGGAGUCGGGCUUGGGAUCUUGGCAGCAUAUUCACCGCGAAGGAAAUAUGGCAGCGCAUUGUAUGGCUCAUUCAGAGUCGUGUUGGGACGAACGAGUAGUUUGGGUUGAUAGUCCUCCAUUCUUUUUGGUUAAUCAGUUAAUGUUGGAUAAGGUAGCAACUUAUACUGGUUAAUAAGAAGCUUCACAGAUUUCCAUAAUAAAAAAAGGAAUUACGUAUUCAAAUCUUCGAUAUUAAUUAUUGUCUUAAAGCAUGUGUAUGGUGUGUUUUCAAACUUAUUGGUUGAUUUUCGUUUGAAGAGACGCGUACAAAAUUGAUUAAAAUUUAUAUAUGGGUCUUGAAUUGUGGGUUAGUUUUCGCGUUUGAAGAGGCUGAAAAUCAAGUGGGGAAUAUGGCAUCCUCAAUUGCUGAUCUUCCGAUCGAGCGAACAGUAACGGAUGCCAUGAAUGAGGCUUUGAUAGUUGAAGUUUAGUCUAAUGAAGUGCGAAAAAUUAUUUUUUUUCGAUAGGGUCGCAGCGGGCUCCGGACUCGGAUGGAUUCGCAGGCAAAUUCUUUAAGGGCUUUUGAGACAUAGUGUGCGAGUCGGUGGUUGCCUGCUCCUUUAGAACGGAGCAGAUGUUUCAAAGUUUUAACCACACUCGGCUGACAUUGAUCCGCAAAGUGGAUAUGUGGAGAAUAUGAGACAACUGAGACCUAUAAGGGAAUUUUUCCCAAUAUACCACCCAAAAACUUAAAAAUACCAAAAAUAUCACCCUUUAAAAAAAAAAAAAUCCAUCUAUGCCACUAUUUCACAAGGACUACAUCACCCUGUGGCGGUUUACAAAUAAACUGCGGCGGUUUACAAAUAAACUGCAGAGGGUGGUGCGGUUUAAAUUUUGGUAAAGAACCGCAAUGGGAUCCGAGGAUCGCUUAAGACCCGAUUUUCCAAAGAAAUGGGAGGAUCGUGAUGACCUCUUAAGAUCUCAUUUACUUAGGCAUGCAAUAGCUUUAUACAUAGUCUAAGCAAGUGUCACAUUAUAUUAGCCCAAAUCAUUGAAAAUAAUCAAUAUGAUUAACCAUUUACACAAUUAUAAUCUAAAGCACUAAGUACGUUAACAAAAUAAACUAUGCCAAAUGUU
Molecule: messenger RNA, 4653 nt
Organism: Linum trigynum
Lineage: Eukaryota; Viridiplantae; Streptophyta; Magnoliopsida; Malpighiales; Linaceae
Source: the annotation of a GenBank genome assembly